AUGGGUAAAGCUCCAGCUUCUAGACAAAAACAACGUCACGAUCCUUUAUAUAAAGAUCUUACCACUCAAGGUGGUAAUUUAAGAACCAAAGCUAGAGGUGCAAAGAAAACUGAUAGAGAAGAUGAAGGUGAAGAAUUUAUUGAUAGUACAAGUUCAAGAAAAAUUUUACAAUUAGCCAGAGAACAACAAGAUGAAUUAGAAAAAGAAGAAAAUAAAGCUGCAAGAGAUCAAGAUAAUUUCACUUUUGGUUCAAGAUUUGUACAGGAACAAGAUGAAGAUGAAGAAGAUGAUGAAGAAGAUUAUGGUAAUGUUUCCGAUUUCGGUUCUGAAGGUGAUUUCGAAGAAGAAGAAGUUGAAGAAAUCGAUGCUGAAGAUGCUGCUAUGUUUGAAGAAUAUUUGAGACAAUCCCAACCUUCAAAAAACUUUGGUCAAGAUGGUAGUUAUAAUUUAGCUGAUAAAAUCAUGGCUUCAAUUAGAGAAAAAGAACAAGAACAAAAACAAAAAGAACAAGCCGUUGAAAAACCAAAAGAUGCAGUUUUAUUACCACCAAAAGUUAUUGCUGCAUAUACUCAAAUUGGUCAAGUUCUUUCAACUUGGACCCAUGGUAAAUUACCAAAACUUUUUAAAGUUAUUCCAUCGUUAAAUAACUGGCAAGAUGUUUUAUAUGUUACACAACCUGAAAAUUGGACACCACAUGUUGUUUAUGAAGCUACUAAAUUAUUUGUGUCUAAUUUACAAUCUAAGCAAGCUGAAAAAUUCGUUGAAAAUGUUCUUUUAGAAAGAUUUAGAUCAGAUAUUGAAACUAAUGAAGACCAUUCAUUAAAUUAUCAUGUUUAUCGUGCAUUGAAAAAGGCCUUAUAUAAACCAGGUGCUUUCUUCAAGGGAUUUUUGUUUCCUUUAGUUCAAGAAGGUGUUUCCGUUAGAGAAGCUACUAUUGCUGGUUCAGUUUUAUCAAAAAUUUCAAUUCCAUCAUCACAUUCAUCAGCUGCUUUAUGUUAUUUAGUAAGUCUUGAUUUCUCACCUGCAAAUACAGUUUUCAUUAGAAUUCUUAUAGAGAAGAAAUAUGCCUUACCAUAUAGAGUCAUUGAUGAUCUAGUGUUUUAUUUCAUGAGAUUUAGAAUUGUUAAUGAUAAUAGUAUGAUUGAUGAUGAAGAAGAAAAGAAAUCUAAAAAGGAAGCACCCUUGUUACCAGUCGUAUGGCAUAAGGCCUUUUUAGCUUUUGCUCAAACCUAUAAAAAUGAUAUUACUGAAGAUCAAAGAGAUUUCUUAUUAGAAACUACUAGACAAAGACCUCAUAGAGACAUAAGUCCAGAAAUCAGAAGAGAAUUAUUAGCUGGUUCGGGUCGUACUGAAGAAAACCAAAAAGAAGAAGUUAUGGCUGAUGUCUUCUAA
Messenger RNA from Hansenula ciferrii, 1392 nucleotides. RefSeq names its product snoRNA-binding rRNA-processing protein ENP1 (gene ENP1). Gene Ontology annotation, molecular function: snoRNA binding. The record is from RefSeq and is a predicted model, not a curated record. Lineage: Eukaryota; Fungi; Ascomycota; Saccharomycetes; Phaffomycetales; Wickerhamomycetaceae. Gene Ontology annotation, cellular component: cytoplasm; preribosome, small subunit precursor; nucleolus. Gene Ontology annotation, biological process: rRNA processing. Bases 1 to 1392 code for a protein of 463 amino acids. The transcript has a single exon.